Molecule: messenger RNA, 1443 nt
Organism: Cryptomeria japonica (Japanese cedar)
Lineage: Eukaryota; Viridiplantae; Streptophyta; Pinopsida; Cupressales; Cupressaceae
Product: UPF0481 protein At3g47200-like
Exons: 2
Coding region: 1-1317 (438 amino acids)
Source: RefSeq, a predicted model, not a curated record
AUGUCUGGACCUGCUUCUGCUUUUAAAAAGGGUCGCCUGCAUCGCUUAGCAAGAGGAUUUGUUUGCAACCAGAGAAAUCAAAUGAAUCGAUCUCCCAUGGCUGACCAGUGGAUUAUCGAUGUUAAAAAUGGGUUUCGCAACCAGAAUCUGGCUUCCGUCCGAAGAUCUGACGAGGUGUCGAUUUAUAAAGUUCCCGAAUUCCUCGUCCAGCUGAAGCAGAGUGCUUAUGUUCCACAAAUGGUGUCAUUAGGCCCACUUCAUCACGCCGCGCAUCCUGAAAUGCUUACUCAUAAAUUGCAUGCUACACGGAAAAUGUUUGACAUGACUGACGAGGAAUUGGAAAAAGAAGUUAUAGGACCUAUUCUGGCCCUGGUUCCAAAGAAAUAUUUAGGGCCUUGGGUACUGGGUAGUACAACAAAUUGGGAUCACUGUCUUUUUAAUCGAAAUACUAUUGAAUAUACUGCAUACCCCAUAAUAACUGACAUUCUGAUGCUGGAGAACCAAAUUCCAUUCUUUAUUCUGCUCAAGAUAUUAGGGUUGCAGGGCCAAAAAGAUGAAGCAAGCGCAUUUACUGAGCUCUGCGAUUUGUUAGCUGGUGCUCGUAUAGCAAGGUUGUUCUACCCUUUUAAGGAGACAGCACCUUCCCUAAACGAUAUUCCACGCGCACAGAAAAGCAAGCAUCUUUUGGAUUUGAUCCGUAUGUAUGUCAUACACUCAUUCGAACUCCAUAAAGAUACUGACCAGCCAUAUCCUGAUCAUGCCAAACGAGAGAUUAUAAUCCCCUCUGCUUGUGAAUUACGGCGUGCUGGGAUCAAAUUCACAAAGAUGGAGGAAAAAUUUAUGGAGAUUAGCAUUAAGAAGAAUAGAUUUCACCUCCCCAGAAUCAGAAUCGCCAGUAGUGUUGAAACCCUCUUGCGGAAUCUAAUGGCAUUGGAAAUAUGUGAGGCGAAAGACAGGUGUGUGAUAUCAAGGUACGUUCUUCUCAUGUGUGAGCUCAUUCAUUCUGAAAGAGAUGUCUCUGUCCUAAGAAAAGCCAGAAUUAUCAAGAGCUAUAUGGGAAGCGACCGAGAAGUGGCCGAUCUAUUCAACAGACUGAGCAAAGGCAUAACCAGAAGCUACAAGGAUCCUUUUGCUAAAGUGAGAGAAGAUGCCCAUAAACAUUACCACAGUAAAAUUAAGGUCAUGGUCGCUGAAUUCAUAGACGACCAUUGCUCAAGACCAUGGAGAACUGUUUCUCUUAUUGCAGCAUGCAUGCUUUUGCUCUUCACCGCCGUGCAAACCAUUUACUCACUUCAUCGUAAGCUUCUUGCAAAUUAAUCUCCUGCAUUUUUAAUUAGGUAUGCACAAGUUUUCUAAGCAAUGUUCCUAAAAUUUAGCAGCCCCCACCUGAAGCUUACUUUAAUGCAUCUAGGUAUACCAUCUUUAUUUCCUAUUGGGUAUUAU